Messenger RNA from Mercurialis annua (annual mercury), 584 nucleotides. Its product is annotated as RING-H2 finger protein ATL48-like. The record is from RefSeq and is a predicted model, not a curated record. Bases 111 to 362 code for a protein of 83 amino acids. The transcript is spliced from 2 exons. Lineage: Eukaryota; Viridiplantae; Streptophyta; Magnoliopsida; Malpighiales; Euphorbiaceae.
AGAAAAGAAACCAUCUUUUUCAUCUGCUUGUUUGUUUUGCCUAUUCUCUGAUUCAUUUGAUUUGUUUAAUAUUUUACAAAAUUGAAAUAAAAUAUUAAGAAACUGAGAAGAUGGGCACAUCCGAACCCAAUUUGGAAGAUUUUUUUGAAGAGAAGAACCGAGUUAGGAAUCCUCUUGUACCCAUCGGUGCACUCGUAACAGCAGGAGUACUCACAGCUGGUUUAUUCAGUUUCAGGCAAGGAAAUUCUCAUCUGGGUCAGAUUUUAAUGAGAGCAAGGGUGGUCGUCCAAGGUGCUACGGUGGCACUUAUGGUCGGCACCGCUCAUUACUACGGAGAUACCCCUUGGACAAAGCCAAAUUGAGCCUCUAAAUCAGAUUCUGACUCUUUGAACUUAGUAUACUUUCAUUAUACCUGUUUUCUUGUAGUAAAGGUCAUCUUUAAUGGCAACAUAAUGUGUUGUUUUGCUAAGUUCAGCUAUUUUUAUUCAUAGCUUGUAUUGAUUUUAUUUUUAUUCUGAAUAAAUCAACAGUUUGUAAGUGUUUAUUCUGUCGAAGCUAUUAAAUCGUGCAGGCUUAUAUAUGUA